Messenger RNA from Peromyscus leucopus (white-footed mouse), 2457 nucleotides. RefSeq names its product sperm motility kinase 2B-like. Gene Ontology annotation, cellular component: cytoplasm. The transcript has a single exon. NCBI's taxonomy places the organism in Eukaryota, Metazoa, Chordata, Mammalia, Rodentia, Cricetidae. Gene Ontology annotation, biological process: protein phosphorylation; microtubule cytoskeleton organization; intracellular signal transduction. Gene Ontology annotation, molecular function: ATP binding; protein serine/threonine kinase activity; tau-protein kinase activity. The record is from RefSeq and is a predicted model, not a curated record. Bases 88 to 1644 code for a protein of 518 amino acids.
UCCAUUAUUUUCAUUUUCAUUUCCAAUUUCUUCUCUCUUUCUCCUUUUUAUCUUUCUCUUAGGUAGCAUUUAUAUUUGUUACCAAUAAUGUUCUCCUGUUGUGAAAAGGAGUGUGCAGAACUUGUAGAUAAUUGUUCAGAGUUCGUGGAGGAUUAUGCAGGGCUCAGAUCUAACUCCAGCCUCCUGGAUCCAGAGAGCUUCUACUCGCAGUAUGUGGUCUUGAAGACCAUUGGCAGUGGAGCCUUUGCCAAAGUAAAACUGGCCCACCACCGCCUCACAGGCACCCCGGUGGCUGUCAAAGUACUUCAGAAAAGGAAGAUGUGGUGCUUUGCAGUCAUGAAUGAGGUAAAUAUUAUGAAGCUGAUGAACCACCCCAACAUCAUCUCCCUUCUCCAAGUGAUUGAGGCUGACAAGAGAACGUACCUCAUCAUGGAGCUGUUUGAGGGAAAAGAACUUUAUAAGUACGUCCAAAAGGCUGGCCACCUGCAGGAGGACCAUGCCCGGGGGAUCUUCAGGCAAAUCCUAAGUGCCGUGAGCUACUGCCAUAAGCAGGGAAUAAUUCAUCGGGACCUGAAACCAGACAACAUCAUGGUGGAUGGGAACGGAAAAGUCAAAAUCAUCGACUUUGGCCUUGGCACCCAACUCAAGCCUGGGCAAAAUGUUGGAUUUUUCAUUGGGCCUUAUGCCUUUUGUGCUCCGGAACUCUUACUUGAACUUUGUCAUGGGCCCAAGGCCGACAUAUGGGCCUUGGGCGUGGUCCUAUAUUUCAUGGUGGUCGGAAAACUCCCAUUUUGCGCUGUCAUCUCGCCAGAGCUCAAAAUGCAGAUUGUGAAAGGGAAUUAUACCGUCCCCUUGGGCCUGUCAAAAGAACUCCAGGACCUGCUCAGCCUCUUAAUGAGAGUCAACCCCAAGCGUAGGCCAACAGCAGAUGAAGUGAUGACACACUCCUGGCUUAGGAAAGACACGGAGGCUUCACCGAAUGACCGUGAAGAAAUGGUCCCCAGCUUGCCCGACCCUGCAAUUGUGGAAGCCAUGGAACGGAUUGGGUUCCAAGCCCAGGACAUCAAAGACUCAUUAUGUCACAGGAAAUUCGACCAGACCAUGGCAUCCUAUUGCUUACUGCAAAGGCAGGCUCUCCAGGGGCCGAGCUGCACAACCUCAGCUCAACCCGUGAACCCAGGGGUGGCGCCAUUCCCUUCCCUAGAGGACCUUAUUGCUUUCCCUCUACCACCCAGGAGGGGGAGCAGUGAGCCCACCCUUGGCACAUUGCUCAGAGGAUCACCCACUAGUGGUCAGGUGUCUGCCUAUGGCCAGCAGACAGGUCAAAAUGGAGACAGAAGGGCCACAGAGUACGCCAUUCCUCUCCACACGCCACUCCAGAGGACACUCACUUUGGACCAAGACCACCAACGCUCCAAGAGUGCCCCCUGCAUUUACUCAAGGAGUACCAGCAGUGAUAACAUGGAAGACAACUUCCGCCCCCACGGUGCCUCAGCAAAGGGCAAGUCCACCCGAAGCUGGGGCCAGCCUCGAGGCUUGAGGGCAUGGACAAGGGGGAUAGGAGACGCCAUGAUGAGACUGUGCUGCUGUUGUCCAUCAAGGAAAUCUCACCAGGGGCAGAACAGAGUCUCCCCUCAGAAAUGAGGCACAAGGAGGGUGUCUGGAGAACAAGCAGCAGGCCUGGCCCAGGCACCUUUCUGUAUUUGAAUGAAUGUUUUACUCAUGUCUGUGUCAAUGGACAGAUCACAACUAUGUGUAUUUAUAGGAUACAAUGUAUUGAGAAGCUAGAUCUAGAUACCAUGGGAUGGUUCAAUGGAACCUAUCAACAUAUCUAGCAUCCCAGAAGACAAAUCUCAUUGUAUCCUGCACUUGGGAAAUCUAAAAAUGUUGGACUAGAAGUCAAUGGCAGAAGGGUGUUGACCAUGUUAAGAGAAGGGAGUGGGGGAAGGAAAAGAGGAGGUGCGGAGGGAGGAGAAAAGUGGUAUGGGGUGGGAGCUAGGUGAUGAGGGACAGAGGUGAGUGGGAGCAGAGGGUUAGACAGGAGGAAGCAGCCUGGAGAGCAGGGCAGAGCAGGGCGACCACGGUUGGGAAGACGCCCUGUAUAGCUGCAGUCACAAGGUUCUCUCUCACGUGUGUUGUUGUAUUCUAAGAGUUCUCCGGAGGAUGCAGAAGGCCACCCACAGUUCUGCAGCUGUGGUGUUGGAGAGGACUCAUAUAUGGACCGAGACCUGCAGAUGGAACCAUGCAGAAAGCCCAUGAUGUCCUGUGUCUGUGCCCUGCUCAGGGGUCCAGCCAGGAGGAAGGGAGCAAAUGAUGGACUCCUGGGCCUCAGGAAUUCUGCAAGGACACUGCCCCUCAAAGGCAUCCAUAAUCAGUGGGCAGGAACAGAAAACGUGUCCAAAGUCUACCCAGGUCACAUCAGACCCCUCUUCUCCCAGCACUUCCCUGCCUCACUCU